CUAUAUAUAGUCGUUAGGGCACUAGCAUUUUCUCCUUGCAAAACAAACAUCACACCCUAUAACUUGUGAGCCCUUUCCUCUCCCUUCUACCAACAAUGGCAAUGAUCUUAGAUUUCUUUGUCUCAAAAUUCAUGACAAUCACUGCCAACAUGGUGGAGGUAGAGAUCUUUAAGGUGCUCGGUGUCGAUAAGGAGAUCAAAGCUCUUCAAGAAAGGUUGGGGACAAUCAAUGGUUAUCUCCACCGGGCAGAGGAAAAGAAGCAUGAGAAUGAUGAAAUUGAUUUAUGGGUGCGGAAGUUGAAGGAUGUCAUGUAUGAUGCUGAUGAUGUUAUUGAUCUUUGUAUGAUUGAAGGGGGAAAGUUAUUGAAAGCUCAAGCUUUGUCAGGUUCAACGACUAUAAACAUCCCUUUCAGCUAUCUCUUUUCAUGCUUCCAAUGCCUUAAAUAUCGCCAUGAUAUUGCUAACCAGAUUAUAGCACUAAAUAAUAGGUUGGAAGAUUUGAAAAAAGAUAUAGUUAUAAGAAGUAACUUGGAUCGAACAGCCAAAGAAUCAAUCGAAUAUGUUAAUAGAUUGGUUACCCAUGAAACAUCUCACUUACAAGUUGAAGGGGAUAUUAUAGGAACACAAAUAAAAAAUGCUACUGAGGUAUUAGUUAAUUUGAUACUCGAGAAUAACCCUAAGAAGUAUCGUGUUCUUGGAGUUGUGGGAACAGGAGGAAUUGGAAAGAGUACUCUAGCAAGCAAAAUAUUCGAGGAUGAAAAGAUCAAAGAUAAUUUUUCAAAUAGAAUAUGGUUGUAUGUUUCUAAAAAUUACACAGAGUCUGAUUUGUUAAAAAAACUAAUUAGGUCUGUGGAAGGAAAUGAAACCAAAGGAGAAAACCUUGAAGGAAAAAGUAAAGUGGAAUUAGAAAAUAAACUUGUGUCUAUUCUUACUCAAAAUACUUUUAUUGUGCUAGAUGAUGUAUGGAAGUCAUCUGUGUGGGUAGAUUUCUUGAGAAAACCUAUAAUGAAAAGUGCAACAAGUUGUACGGUCUUAGUUACCUCUAGAAUAGAAAAGAUCGUAAUGCUAAUGAAGCCUAGAUAUAUACAUCCAGUUGAAAAAAUGGAUGAAGAAAGUGGUUGGACUUUGCUUAAACAUUUAGUAUUUGAUGUUGAAGGAGAUGAAGACGAGAUAUCAAGCUUUGAAGAAAUAGGAAUUAAACUUGUCAACAAAUGUGAUGGCUUGCCUCUUGCGAUUAAAGCUAUUGCAGGGGUUCUAUACCAACAAAACAAAGCAAAAUGGGAGGAUGUUCUUGAAAGUGAUGCAUGGAAUAUGGAUCAGAUUGAGGAAGAAUUAAGACCUUUAUAUUUGAGUUACGAAGACUUACCAUCUAGAUUGAAACAAUGUUUUCUCUAUUGCUCUUUGUAUCCUCAAAAAGAUAUGUAUUCUAAGGAGAUUGUUCAGUUUUGGAUCGCCGAAGGUCUUAUUAUGGAUGAACAAGAUGAAUUGAGGAGGGAUAUUCCAAAUAAAAAGCAGAGAACAAUGGAAGAUCUAGGGGAGGAGAUUUACAGGGAGUUACUUGGUAGAAAUCUCUUAGAAGCUAUAAGAAAUGAUUUGUCCAAGAGUUUCUUCUCUAUGCACGAUCACUUCAGAUCACUUUGUGCAAAUUUACUGAGAGAGGAAGGGGUUUUAUAUCGACAUGGUAGAGAAUUCAAAGUAGAUGAUAAUGUGAAAAUUCGACGGCUGUCAAUCUCUUGUAUGGGGCCUAUGCUAGUGUUACCGGCUCAAAUUCUAAGACAAGCUUGUUUGAGAACUCUAAUUCUCACGGACUCCCCUCAAACCAAGACAAUCGAAGAUAGUGUUCUGCAAGCAUUACUGUGUUUGCGAGUUUUGGAUCUCACAAAAACAUCAAUUGAAAAGAUUCCAGAUUGCAUUGGAGAUUUGUUGCAUUUAAGAUAUCUAGAUCUCGAUGAAACAAAUAUUCGUGAGAUUCCGACAACUAUCGGGAACCUUGUAAACCUUCAGAGUCUGAAUAUCUUAAGGUGUAAGUUCUUGGAAAGACUUCCUGUGUCCAUCACUAAGUUGCAUAAUCUAAGAUGGCUUAACAUGAUUGGCUGUCCACUGCUCACUUAUGUGCCCAAGGGAAUUGGGAAACUGGAAAAUAUCUAUAGCCUUUACGGAUUUAUGAUUGGACAGAAUGACUCAACCUCUGAAGAAGGUUGUGAUUUAGAAGAGCUGAAAAAUCUCUCCAAGUUGAGAGUCCUAAUCAUUCUGAGGCUUGAGAGGGCAGAAAAAGGAGCCUCUGCACUUGCAAACAAGCCAUUUCUUAAGGAGCUUACGCUGUCAUGGAUGCGACCAAAUGAGGAGGAAGAUGACAAUGGUGGAGGGCACGAUGCUCAAGCCAAUGAAGAAGAAGAUGGUGAUGGCAAGGAUGAUGGCUCUGGACAACGAACUGAAACUAAAGAGGAAGAAGAAGACGAAAAUGAGGAGGUGGAGGAUGAGGGUGAGGAAGAAGAAGACGAAAAUGAGGAGGUGGAUGGUGAGGAAGAAGAAAAAGGAUGGAAUGAGGAGCAAAUCAGUAAAGCCGAGAGGAUAUGCAAUGAAAUGUCUCAGCCUUCAUCAACCUUGGUCCACCUUCACUUCUAUGAGUACUGUGGCCGACAGUUCCCGAGCUGGAUGGCAUCCUCUUCCUUGGCUGAAUCUUUUCCAAACUUGACGUAUUUGAAGCUUGUUGGUUUGCCAUGUUGCACGGAGCUCCCUCCCUUGGGUACACUGCCUCAGCUCAAGUUCCUCAGUAUUGUAAGUGCAAACGCCAUAACAGCCAUUGGGUCUCAAUUUCUCGGAUCGAGAAGCUCUGCAUUUCCCAAACUUGAAGUGCUCCGAUUCGAAGACAUGCCCAAAUGGGAGGAGUGGGCAUUCAAGGGAACACCUCUUGCAGUGAAGUUGUUUCCGAGUCUCAGGAGUUGUGCUAUUAUCAACUGCCCAAAGCUAAGAGCUCUUCCUGACGGCCUCCACCGAGCCGCCAACCUCAACGAACUGUACUUGUUCCAAACGUAUGAGCUACGUGAGAUCAAUAACCUCCCCUUGGCUUACAAGCUUAAGGUCUCAAAUGGCAGAUGGUUGAAGAAGAUUUCCAACAUCCCGUUAUUAAGAUAUCUUGAGGUGGGUAACUGUCCCAACUUGGAGUGCGUGGAGAAUCUCGACAAGCUGCAGCAUUUGGUGUUGAUAUGUUCAGAGGAAAUGGAGCAGCUCCCGCAGUGGUUCCAGGACUUGAUCGAGCAGCAUAACAACAUGGCCAGCAGUCACAGGAGUUUGAAGAAGUUUGAGAUGCACUGCAAUCUUCAACUGCUAAUGAGCUGUCUCGAAGGCAAUGAGAAUUGGGACAUUAUCAAGCAUAUUCCUGUUGUCAAAAUACAGACAUAUUCCAGCAAAGAGUACAUCCGAUAUACCAAGGAUCCCUACAACUAUGAUGCAAACAUUCCUUCUAAUUGAGAUAGUGUCAAAAAAAGAUAUGCUUUCUUCAAUUGUACUGAUGAAGGUGUGAUUUGUAUGGUGCUGUUUGCGUUUGCUUCUUUCUACAUUUGGUUUGAUUACUUUACAUUUGGUGAAGAUGUUAUUUGUGUGUAUUUAUGUUUGCAUUUUCUUCAAUUGUACUGGUGAAAGUAUGAUUUGUAUGGUGCUGUUUGCAUUUGCAAGUCUGUACGUAUGUAUUUUCUGUAUCAGGAUGUAAUGAACACAUUCAUAUAGGACCUGUCUUUUUUUUUUUUUGUACAUCUAUUUGUUUCUCAACCAUCUCUUAGGUCAAAGAGUACAUACUCUACACCAAAGAGCCCUACAACUCUGAUCCACAUGUUGCUUCUGAUUGAAUAAGGAUGGCGUCGGCAAAUGCACUGAUCACUUUGUGUGUUUCUUCAAUUGUAUUGGUGAAGGUGUGAUUCCAUGGUGCUGUUUGCAUUUGGAAUUGAACUGGGUGUCGAUUUGUCAGAGAAACAAGUCAAUUUAUAGAAGUGUAUUUCAAAAGACCAAGUUAGGCAGGAUCUUCAUUUACAAAUCAGGAUGAGAUACAGUUGAGAAAGAUUGCAAUGUUGCAGCUUCAUGUGGUCUAAUUGGCACAUGGCAUGUCUGCGGCACUCUCUAGAUAUGCAUACCCCAACCUUCUCCGAUUCACAAGCAAGCGAAACUUUAGAGUUACAAAGGAGGCCUGCAGCUACAAUUGGGAUUCAGGCUUGUUGGUGGUGGUGCUGAAGGCAAGUUCUCAAGUGGAAACUGAAGCACUUUUGACAACAUUGUUAUUCUCUCUUUGUGCAUUGAUUCAGAAUGGCUUUUGAAAAGCAAUUCCACCAUUUUCACUUGUUUUAAACUAUGAAAAGGCGAUCGUGGUCAUCAUGAUCAUGUGCUCACUUGAAUUAAGUAAUGAGUUAAGGUCUUAUUUAUCCCUA
Molecule: messenger RNA, 4417 nt
Organism: Zingiber officinale
Lineage: Eukaryota; Viridiplantae; Streptophyta; Magnoliopsida; Zingiberales; Zingiberaceae
Product: putative disease resistance protein RGA3
Exons: 4
Coding region: 96-3470 (1124 amino acids)
Biological process (GO): defense response to other organism
Molecular function (GO): ADP binding; protein binding
Source: RefSeq, a predicted model, not a curated record